Melitaea cinxia (Glanville fritillary) is the source of this 465-nucleotide messenger RNA. RefSeq names its product DNA-directed RNA polymerases I, II, and III subunit RPABC5 (gene Rpb10). NCBI's taxonomy places the organism in Eukaryota, Metazoa, Arthropoda, Insecta, Lepidoptera, Nymphalidae. Bases 199 to 402 code for a protein of 67 amino acids. The record is from RefSeq and is a predicted model, not a curated record. The transcript has 3 exons. Gene Ontology annotation, cellular component: RNA polymerase II, core complex; RNA polymerase III complex; RNA polymerase I complex. Gene Ontology annotation, biological process: transcription by RNA polymerase I; transcription by RNA polymerase II; tRNA transcription by RNA polymerase III. Gene Ontology annotation, molecular function: DNA binding; DNA-directed RNA polymerase activity; zinc ion binding.
UGAACGUCAACUGUCAGUUGUAACUGUCAAAUUCGUUGCAAUUGUCUCUGUCGAGUGUGUGUUUUGAUUGUUCGUUCUUUUAUUUAUCAUUCGGAAAUCACACAAAAGUCUAUUAAAACAUUCAAAAGUUACUUUAUAUACUGUUGAUCCAUACCACUAACCCAUCGUUAAAAAUAUAUUGUACUUUGAGAGACAAACAUGAUAAUACCGGUGCGGUGCUUCACUUGCGGCAAAGUGAUAGGGAACAAAUGGGAGGCAUAUCUCGGUCUCUUGCAAGCUGAAUACACGGAGGGUGAUGCUCUUGACGCUCUGGGUCUCAAGAGGUACUGUUGCCGUCGCAUGCUGCUUGGUCACGUAGAUUUAAUUGAAAAAUUACUUAAUUAUGCGCCCUUGGAGAAAUAAUUGUCAUUCCUAUUGUUGUAUAUUUUGUAUUUUUAAGAUAAAUAAAGUUUAAGGAUUUACUGA